GGCGGGUUAUUUGGUGAAAUGUGACGCUUGAGCCGGGAACCCAUUGAGAAAUUCGCCUUCUGCCAUGACCGCACUUAUCACCACCGCAAGCAACUCCGUGCUGGAGACAGACACCAGUUCUUCAGAUUCACAGUCUGCAGAGCUGCUGACGAGAUCGUCACUUUUCAACGGACCGUUAUUUUUUAUUCUCGAUCCACUACCCCUGUCGUUUUUCCGUGUUUAUAGUGCUAGACUUCAGAAAGUAGUCAGAACUGUUCGUUUUUGUAACUUUUUCUUUAGCACCCAAACCUUGAAGGGCUUUGUUUUGUUUUAUAUACUUCUUCCAUAGUGUUGUUCCUCUCAAGGAUGCGCCAAAGGAUGGGUCAUGUUCUGAAUCAGAAGAGGAGCCUUUUGGAUGUUCUCUGCGUGUAUUUGUCUGUUUCUGUAGUUCACUCCUACAACAUUGACUUAGAACGUGCUGUUGUGUUCCGUGGACCUGACUCGAGUUUCUUUGGAUACUCUGUUCUGGAGCACUAUCAUGACAAUACGCGCUGGGUUCUGGUAGGGGCCCCCAAGGCCAACUCUUCCUACAGCAGCUCACUUCACACCCCGGGAGCCGUGUUCAAGUGCCGUGUCCACAGCAACCCAGAGAGACGCUGCACGGAGAUGAACCUGGGCCGAGGGAAUAAGCCCCGGGAGUCUUGUGGGAAGACGUGCCAGGGAGACAGGGAUGAUGAGUGGAUGGGGGUCAGCCUCGCCCGGCAGGACAAACCCAAUGGCAAAAUACUGGCCUGUGCCCACCGUUGGAAGAAUGUCUUCUAUGACUCUGAGCUCAUCCUUCCCCAUGGUUACUGUUCCAUCAUCCCUCCUACGCUACAGGGCCGGACCCAAGCCCUCAUCCCCUGCUACGAAGACUAUAAGCAGAAGUAUGGGGAAGAGCACGGCUCGUGCCAAGCGGGGAUAGCAGGCGUUUUUACUGAGGAGCUGGUGGUGAUGGGAGCUCCGGGAUCAUACUACUGGACAGGAACAGUUAAGGUCUACAACCUGACCUCCAACACCUUCUACAACCCCAACAAAGAAGACAUUGACUCACACAGAUACAGUUAUCUAGGUUAUGCCGUGACUACUGGACACUUCUCGUCUCCUAACAUCAUAGAUGUGGCUGCAGGAGCUCCACAACACAGUGGAGAGGGGAAAGUUUACAUUUUCAGAAUCAAUGGUGUGUCUUUGGUGAAGAUCUUUCAAGCCUCAGGGACAAUGAUGGGCUCUUACUUUGGCUCCUCAUUAUGUGGAGUUGACCUGAACAGGGAUGGCCUGUCGGACCUGCUGGUUGGAGCGCCCAUGCACAGCACGCUACGGGACGAGGGACAGGUCUCUGUCUACCUCAGCAAAGGCAACGGUGUGAUGGAGGAAGCAGGACUCUUAAAUGGUGAUAAUGCCUACAGUGCACACUUUGGAGAGUGCAUCACUGCAAUCGGAGACAUUGAUGACGAUGGGUACCAAGAUGUGGCCAUAGGAGCACCCAAAGAAGAUGACUACGGUGGAGCGGUUUACAUUUACCAUGGUGAUGCCACAGGAAUCGUCACCAAAUAUUCUAUGAGAGUGUCUGGACAGAGCAUUAACCCCGCCCUCCAGAUGUUCGGCCAAUCAAUCUCUGGCAAUGUGGACAUGGACAGCAAUGGAUAUCCAGAUAUUACCAUUGGUGCUUUUAUGGCUGAUAGCGUGGUGUUAUUGAGGUCCCGGCCGGUGAUCACUGUGGACGUGUCUAUCUACCUGCCUGUCUCCAUCAACAUCUCUGUGCCUCAGUGUCACGAGGGACCACAACACCUCAACUGUUUCAACGCAAGAGUCUGCCUGCUCUUCAGAGGAAAACACCUGCCAGGACAGAUAGAGUUGUUGUAUAACCUGACAGCUGAUGUGGAUAAGAGGCAGAGGAGCCAGUCUUCCAGAGUGUACUUCAUUCAGAACGGAGCCCAGAUCAGCUUAAUGAGCAACGAGCUCAGUCUGGACAUCAACAGAGAGAAUUGCCAACAGUACACUGCAUAUGUUAAGAAGGACGUGAAAGACGUAUUCACAGCCAUCACCUUUGAGGUGGCCUACACCCUGGGGAAGCAUGUGGUGAACGGUCACCUGGACAAAGACCUGCCUGCUCUUACACCUGUACUGCGCUGGAGGAAAGGAGGCAAGAUGGCAGCAAAGAAUGAGACAUGGUUCGAGAGGAACUGCCUGUCUGAUGACUGUGCUGCUGACCUGAGACUCCAUGGGAAACUACUGCUUUCUGGGCUCCACGUGCGUUCCCAUCUGGCCCUAGGAGGAGUGAGGAAUGUCUCUCUGAACGUGACCAUCUCCAACGCAGGGGACGAUGCCUACGACACCAACAUCUACUUCAACUUCUCCAGAGAUGUCUUCUAUAUCAACUACUGGCAGAAGGAAGAGAAGGGCAUUUCCUGUGGUCUUGUUGCUUUAGACUUCCUCCAAUGCAGCGUGGGAUUUCCCUUCAUGAGAGCAAAGACUAAGUAUCAUCUUGCAGUGAUCUUCGACACAAGUCGGCUUUCAGGGGAAAAUGGAACAUUGCAGUUUUUAGUUCAUGCAAAAAGUGCCAACCCUGAGCAUAGGCUGUUGGACAACAAGUUGGAUCUGUCUAUCCCACUGGUCCAUGAGGUGGACACAGCUAUCACUGGUUUAGUGACUCCAACAUCCUUUCUGUAUGGGAACUCCAUCGAUGCUUCUCGCUUCAUCCAGCUGGAGGACAUGGAGUGUAACUUCCAGCCUCUAAACUUCACCUUUCAGGUGAUCAACAACGGCCCCAGCAGGUUACCUGGCUCCAUAGUGGACAUCAGGAUCCCAAACCGACUGGCUGGCAAUGGGGCCGACAUGUUCCACAUCAUGGACACACAGGUGGCAGAGGGGCAAGGGAACUGCACCCCUCAUAGGAACCCCCAGCCCUGUUCCAUCUCCCAGGACAGAGAGAGUAUCUUCCACACCAUCUUUGCCUUCUUCACCAAGUCUGGACGCAGGGUCCUGGACUGUGACCGGCCAGGGAGAGCAUGUUUAACCAUCACAUGUACUCUGGGCUCCCAGUCCAAAGAGGAAGUUGUCAGUAUACAUGUGAAACUUCUACUAAACACAGAGAUACUGAAGAGGGACAGCUCAUCGCUGAUCCAGUUCGUGACUAGGGGUAAUGUGAGAGUGGACGGGAGGGCCAUAGAGGUACCGCAGGGGCUAUCAGAAGACACUUCACUGGUGUUCGAGGCGCUCCACAGCCAGGAGCCAAGAGGAUAUGUUGUUGGUUGGAUCAUUGCCAUCAGCCUGCUGGUGGGAAUACUCAUCUUCCUACUGCUGGCUGUGCUGCUCUGGAAGAUGGGUUUCUUCCGCCGACGCUACCGGGAGAUCAUCGAGGCCGAGAAAAACAGGAAGGACAGAGCUGACGAGAGCUGGGAUUGGGUGGAAAAGAACCACUGAGGGAAAGAGAAGACAAUGAGAGCACAGGGUGUGGGGAUUGGGUCAAUGGAGGAUCCAAUGAGCUGAGGGCUUUCACCACAGCCAGCCAAUCAGGAAUAAGGGCCCUUCAAUCUUCCAUAUCUGGAAGAGAAAUAAAUGGUCUCUGGAUUCUUUGGAGGGAGACUUUUUUUUGUGCGUGGGAGACUGGGGAUCGAGGGAACUAACAGGCAGAAAAUUGAGGUGGAGGUUGGUGUCGCUCGCUAGGAUCAGAUUCAUUAAGACCCUAAUUCAGUGCAACGGAAAUUGGAAAUGAGUGUUUCUUAUUGAACAAACCCAAGGAUUA
Molecule: messenger RNA, 3763 nt
Organism: Oncorhynchus nerka (sockeye salmon)
Lineage: Eukaryota; Metazoa; Chordata; Actinopteri; Salmoniformes; Salmonidae
Product: integrin alpha-9-like
Exons: 28
Coding region: 346-3441 (1031 amino acids)
Biological process (GO): integrin-mediated signaling pathway; cell-matrix adhesion; cell-cell adhesion
Cellular component (GO): external side of plasma membrane; integrin complex
Molecular function (GO): integrin binding
Source: RefSeq, a predicted model, not a curated record